This is a messenger RNA of Aspergillus pseudoviridinutans, 447 nucleotides long. RefSeq lists its product as uncharacterized. The record is from RefSeq and is a predicted model, not a curated record. The transcript has a single exon. The coding region runs from base 1 to 447 and encodes 148 amino acids. NCBI's taxonomy places the organism in Eukaryota, Fungi, Ascomycota, Eurotiomycetes, Eurotiales, Aspergillaceae.
AUGGCCCUUCCUGUCGUGAUACUUGGUCAGAAGCAAGACCACGGGGUCCGGAUGCAUCAUAUCUCCCUCGAUCGAUGCUUCACCUGGGCGAAGACCUCGGAGGGUCAUCGACUUGUCCCAUACCUCGCUGGCUGGGGCUACGCGCGUAUAUCGAUGGUAGAACUGUGCUCGCUAAUGAUGAUGACACGGCGUAGUUCUGCUGGAAAUCGGCUAUGGCGGACCAUCAGCAGUAUCUUCAAGAAAGAGGUCGACAAAGUGGCAAGUAGCGGGAAAUUGCCGGAACCAGUGAGGAUAAGGAAAGCCUUGCUCGAUAGAGCCAGGGAAGAUAUCCCCAGGGAGAUGGGAGAGAGCUAUGCACGAGCAGUGGCAAGAUGUCUGCUUCCGAAGACGGAGGCUCAGACACUUCGUCAACAGCGAGGCUCCAUUGCUAAGAUUCUUGAGGUCUAG